AUGACUGAACCUGUAGAGGUUAAUGAGAAGAAGGACAGGGUCAACGAUAGAGGAGGGCAUAGUGCCGGGGGCAGGUUGUGCCCCGUUGCGCUCGACAACCUAAAAGUCUCCAACAAGGACCACCAGACAGGUCCGUGGUCACGAAAGGAGAUCGCUCUUGAACGGCCACUGUGCCGAAGACCCUGCGUGCCGAUGGUGGACGCUGCAGGUCCUGAGGACUGCACAGGCACCUCGGGGUUCCUGGUUCCAUUCCCGACGGCGCGGCCUCGAACCCAGAGGACGCGACGGGCGGUCAGCGAGUCGCCGGAAGCAGACCCGCCACAGCGGCGAUGUGAUCCGGCCGCCGCCGAACAGCCAGAGAUGGUGGCGUUCCCCGACCCGGCCAAGGAGGAGGAGGCCUCGGGCGUGUACCGCAUCGCCGGCCUGCCGGUGCUGGUGGCGCCCUACCUGGGCCCCGACGCGGCCAAGGCGCCUGGGCCGCAGCUCACGCCGGCGGGCAGCUUCGUGGCGCUCAUCGCGCCGCCCAGGGACGCCGACGAGGAGGCGCCGCAACCCUCGCCGCAGCCGCCGCCGCCCGCGGGCGAGGAGCGCUGGUUCCACAUCGCGCUGCAGGUCGCCGUGCCCUUCGUGCUGGGCGGCAUGGGCACCAUCGCCGCCGGCGUCAUCCUCGGCGUCGUCGAGAAAUGGGAGGUGUUCUCCGACAUCCGAGCACUAUUCAUCCUCGUGCCGGCUCUGCAAGGCCUCAAGGGCAACCUGGACACCUGCCUGGCGUCGCGGCUGUCCACGCAGGCCAACAAGGGCAACAUGGUGUCCCUCAGGGAGGUCAAGAAGCUGGUCAUCGGGAACAUCGCCCUGGUUCAGGUUCAAGCAAUAGUCGCAGCUAUUGUUGUGUCGAUAUUUGCCUUGUCAGUGACCGCCGUCAUGAGUGGAGAGUUCAAACCAAACGAUGCUCUACUGCUAUCCGCAGCAAGUUUGAUGACAGCCACUUCUUCCUGCUUUUUCCUUGACCUUGUCCUCAUCUCAGUGAUCAUCGUGUCGUACCGCAACAAGAUGAACCCCGACAACGUGGCGACGCCCUUCGCAGCCAGCAUCGGUGACGUCAUCUGCCUGACUCUGUUCUCGCAGAUCGCCACUCUGCUCUACGGCAUCCAUGACACGCACUGGUGGAUCCUGGCGACCGUGAUUGGCAGCUACCUGGUGGUGCUGCCCUUCUGGAUAUGGGUGGUGCUGAGGAACGACUACACUAGGCCGGUGCUGAAGUCUGGUUGGGUGCCUGUGCUGUCAGCGCUCUUCAUCAGCGGGAUGGGCGGCCUGGUGCUGGACGAGGUGGUGGACAAGUUCAAAGGCUACGUGGUGUUCCAGCCGAUUGUGAACGGUAUCGGCGGCAACCUGGUGUCGGUUCAAGCCAGCCGCAUCUCCACGUACCUGCACGUGACCAAGCCCAGUCAGAUGGGCUUCAUCCCGCCGCAGACCCGUCUGUGGGCGUCUCCGUGGGCGGCUCUCUUCAAAGGACUGCCUUCAGCGAGAACAGCCCGGAUCCUGAUAGCAAUGGCUGUGUUGGGACAGUCGCUGUUCGUGAUAAUCGCUGAUUUGAUCCACUCUUCCACGUUCACGAUCCAAGCACCAUUCUUCUUCACGUACUUAGUAGUGAGCACUCUGCAGGUGACGAUACUUCUCUACGUAGCCCAUCACGUGGUUCACUUGAUGUGGAAGUUGAAGACAGAUCCUGACAACUCGUCCAUCCCGUACCUCACGGCUCUGGGCGAUCUGAUUGGUUCCUGCCUGCUCGGGUUGGGGUUCCUUUUCCUGCAGACCAUCCACUGCGAGUACUCGGGCUGAAGACAUGCCGCAGUAUUCGAGAGGAAUCUGCGAGUCACUGCUUGUUACCACUCAGAAUGUUAAGCUAUUGGGCCUCUUACACAAGAGAUUUCCAAGGCAUGCGUGUUGUAAUCCACACGAAGUUCGUAAGAAUUUCCACACCUGCUUAGUGAACAAAGAUACACUUUGAUGCGGUCGCUGAGGUUAUGUCUUGGGGGUAAAAAUAUUUUUGUAGCGCACUGCAGUAUCUGUAUUUUCAGUCAUAUUGUGGAACAAAAAAAAAUGCCUUUACAAACUUGAAAAUAUCUAUUUAAAACACUAAGAAGGUGAUAUUUAUUCAAAUUGUGGGUGAAACCCAUGAUUUUGUACUUAUAAGUUGUAUAUAUUUUUUAAAAUGUUAAUCAUGUACACGUUAAAGAUGCUAAAAUGAGGCUGCUAUAAGCGUCUCCAUGAAUAAAUCGCCUAUAUUUUCAUGGGUACUCAAAAGAGUUUAUUGUAGUUGCACCAAAAACAGUACCUUAAACUACUACACUUCAAAAAAUGAAAACAAUUAGGAACAACGAAGAUAUUUUUCUUAUAUUGUAUCAAAAGCCAUUGACUUUCAUUUUAAUGAAAUGGAUCUCAAAUAAUUGUAUUUUUAAACCGUCAACACGAGAGUUUUGUUGAAAAUAAAUGAAAAAACAAAUGUAAAAUGAGUAUCUUACUACAUUAAAUAUUUUUGGAUUUUAAA
Bacillus rossius redtenbacheri is the source of this 2548-nucleotide messenger RNA. Its product is annotated as solute carrier family 41 member 1-like. The transcript is spliced from 11 exons. The record is from RefSeq and is a predicted model, not a curated record. Lineage: Eukaryota; Metazoa; Arthropoda; Insecta; Phasmatodea; Bacillidae. Gene Ontology annotation, molecular function: monoatomic cation transmembrane transporter activity. Gene Ontology annotation, cellular component: plasma membrane. Bases 1 to 1839 code for a protein of 612 amino acids. Gene Ontology annotation, biological process: monoatomic cation transport.